Messenger RNA from Hypanus sabinus (Atlantic stingray), 1460 nucleotides. Its product is annotated as E3 ubiquitin-protein ligase TRIM21-like. Gene Ontology annotation, molecular function: zinc ion binding. The coding region runs from base 214 to 1209 and encodes 331 amino acids. Lineage: Eukaryota; Metazoa; Chordata; Chondrichthyes; Myliobatiformes; Dasyatidae. The record is from RefSeq and is a predicted model, not a curated record. The transcript is spliced from 7 exons.
GUGGCGUCGUGUCCCGAUUUCCAUGAUGGCGGAUCGGCUUUCGGGUCGAGAUGAGGCAGUUGAUUUUGGCGAAUGAACAAUUUUAUACAAAUAUAUAACCCUGAAUUUUGCCUGCAUUCUGAAGAGCAUAUUUCUCUGCCUUUUUGAACCAAAGGAUUGGUAGAAGAGCGAGAGAGACAGCAAGAUAUUAAACUGACAAGAGCCAAUCUUACCAUGCCUAUAGAAGAAGACAUCAGAAACCAAUUCACAUGCUCAAUAUGUCUGGAUACAUUAAAUGACCCGGUCACCACAGAGUGUGAACACGACUUCUGCAGAGCAUGUAUAGUUGAGUAUUGGAAUAAACAAAACACAUCCAUCUGUCCUCUGUGCCGACAUUAUUCCUCGGGCAUCUUGAGAAUGAAUCGUACGCUGGCCUGCGUUGCUGAGAUACUUCGAAACAAGAAUGUCAACAAUUCUAGAGAAACCGGCUUCCAUGCAGGCAAAACUUUUGUCUGCCUGCUUCUCCUCAACCUCAUUUUUAUCUCCAUGCUCCUCUGGACAUUGAGCCCAAAUAGUGAUUCAUUUGCAUUUUACCCUAAAGAUUACAACACGUGUCCUCUGCGCAAGGAGAAGCAGAAGCUCUUCUGUGAAGAUGAACAGGAGUUAAUUUGUUUUGCCUGCAAGGAUAAGCAUAACAACCACUGGAUUUCUCAACUCAAUGGAGUUGCUCAAUAUUAUAAGAAUGAACUGGCCACAGCUCUGGAAUCAAUGAAAAAUGAGAAUGUUCAUCCUCAAGUAAUAAGAUCCAAUAUCAAGAAGAAUAUGACUUUGUAUCUGACCUGCCUCCUCUUCCUCCCCACUGUUACUUCAACUCCAUGUGGUCACUUACUCCAGGAUGAAGUAUCAAUGGCAGAACAACGUGUUGGGGAGAUCUUUAUGCGCCUUCGUGUGUUCCUGAAAAUGGAAAAUGAGAACAUGAUGGAGGAACUUCUCAGUGAUGCUUGGCAACACUUCACCGUGCUGGAAGAUAUCGUCGUGCAGUUGGCCCUUGAAUUUACUUCAUUAUCAGAAACCAUUCAAGCAGCCACCAAGAACCUUAUUCUGGAAGACGCCCUACUAUCCCUAAUGAAGCUAAAAGCAAUGCAAGAAAGAGUUAGAAUGCCAACUUCUGAUCCCCCAGAAGAGUGUGUAAACAUAGAUGAUACCAGUUUUUCUGAUUUUGAAUGUUGAAACUGCACGCCGGGGCCUCCUCACCUUCAACAACUCGAGCAACAUCAUAUAGAGUCGUGGUAUGAAGAAACCACCAAGCAUCAACUUGCAAUUCAGUGUCCAUCAUUAUACCACAACCAGCAACCCCCCCCCCCCAACACCAACACAUGAGCUGGAUAUCAUAAAAAAUCAAAUGCACAUUCUAAGUACCUACCAUACUGUUCGGUAUAAAUAUUUUAUCCAAAACACUAUUUCUCACAAAGUACAAUCAA